Bathycoccus prasinos is the source of this 1266-nucleotide messenger RNA. RefSeq names its product chlorophyllide a oxygenase. NCBI's taxonomy places the organism in Eukaryota, Viridiplantae, Chlorophyta, Mamiellophyceae, Mamiellales, Bathycoccaceae. Gene Ontology annotation, biological process: chlorophyll biosynthetic process. The coding region runs from base 1 to 1266 and encodes 421 amino acids. Gene Ontology annotation, cellular component: chloroplast. The record is from RefSeq and is a predicted model, not a curated record. Gene Ontology annotation, molecular function: chlorophyllide a oxygenase activity. The transcript has a single exon.
AUGAGAGCGUGCUAUCAAACGAGCGCGCACGCGCACGCCACGGCGAGUGGAAGACGCGCGAACCGAGCAUCGGCGUCGCGAACUAUUCCUCUUCGGGCCAUCGCGGAGCCAUCAUCAUCAUCCUCUUCUUCUUCGAGCGUGAUCGAUACGGAAAAGAGUAGUGAUACUACUAAUAAACAAACGAACGCAAAAACUUUUACAACGAAACGAGGCGAAAACGAAGAAGAGAAGAAACGGAAAGGUUUGUCGUUGGAAUUCGCGGACGACAGCUCGUUGAAGAUGCCGGAUGAAUCUUCGGCGUUGAGGAAUUUCUGGUACCCAGUCACGUUCGUUUCAAAACUGGAAAAGGCUAUCGAGGAGGUUGGAGACGCGAAAACGGUCGUCGAGUGCACGUUUUUCGGAGAAAAAUGGGUGAUCAAACGACGCCAAGACUUUGAGACCGGAGAGAUGAAGUGGGUGUGCAUGAACAAAAUGGACGAAGGAAACGUUUUACCGUCUCAGGUGCAGGACGGGUUGUUCAUGGUGUGGCCUGGGAAGGCGAAACCGAGCGAGGAAAUUCCGGAGUGGUUUAAACCGCCGAGCGGAUAUACCGUGCACGCGGAGUUGGUCAUUGAGAACGUCCCAGUCGAUGCGGCUUUGUUGAUGGAGAAUUUGCUGGAUCUGGCGCACGCGCCGUUUACGCACACCGGAACUUUCGCGAAAGGAUGGGGCGUGCCGAAUAUGGUGGAGUUUGCAACGAAGCAGUUGAGAAAACCGGGGGACGGAUGGCACGAUAUGGCGACGUUUUUGAGCGGAAGAUCCGGAGGCGGGGCGGGAUAUUCCGCGGAAGGGUCCUGGAAACCUUAUCCGAUCGAUAUGAAGUUCAUCACGCCGUGCAUGGUAGAUUCGCACAUUGGUAUGGCGCAACCCGGCGCCGCCGGGGCGGGAGCGCAGUUCAAAGAAGGAGACACGUGUACGUCGUGCGAGAAACAUUUGCACCAGUUGCACGUGUGCGUGCCUCAAGAGGAAGGGAAGACUCGAUUGUUGUAUAGGAUGAGUUUGGAUUUCGCGCAGUGGGCGAAAUGGGUUCCAGGUAUUCAGUUGGUGUGGAUGGAGAUGGCGAAUCAAGUUUUAGGCGAGGAUUUGCGGUUAGUCGAAGGGCAACAGGAUCGCAUGAACAGAGGCGGCAGAGUGUGGGCCAACCCCGUGCAAUACGAUAAAAUUGGUCUCGUGUAUCGUAACUGGAGGAAUCACGUCGUGAAGCAAGAACAACAACAGACUAUGUAA